Molecule: messenger RNA, 1825 nt
Organism: Leptidea sinapis
Lineage: Eukaryota; Metazoa; Arthropoda; Insecta; Lepidoptera; Pieridae
Exons: 2
Coding region: 70-1470 (466 amino acids)
Biological process (GO): DNA integration
Molecular function (GO): nucleic acid binding
Source: RefSeq, a predicted model, not a curated record
UCACUUACCCUAAAAUUCAACGAGUCAGUGUUCUGGUGCGACUCUACCAUAGUGUUGGGCUGGCUAUCGAUGACACCCUCGAAUCUUAAACCUUUCGUCCGUCAUCGUAUCUCUGAAAUCCAGGACAUUGUCGGUGGUGACUGUUGGCGCUACGUUCCUUCAGCAGAAAACCCCGCAGACCUCGUCUCACGAGGACUCUCAGCUGACAAGUUAGCUCACUCUUCUUUAUGGUGGUCAGGGCCACAGUUUCUACAACAAGACCAAUCAAUUUGGCCGCAAUUUCCACGAUCGCAUGACAAGUCUACGUUACCAGAGACAGUUAGAAUUUUUCAUGUCAACGUCGACGGUGAAAAUGUAAUUUCUACACUUUUCAAUCGGUGUUCAAACUUUAACGCAUUGCAACGCAUCGUAGCCUUUAUGUCACGGUUUCUUAAAAAUUGCAAAUUACAAAAUCAAAAUCGUACAUUUGGUCCACUAACAACAUGCGAAUUAAAUAAUUCAUUAAAUUUAAUUUUAAAAAUCUGUCAACAAGAAUCAUUCCCUGAGGAGUACAAUCUUCUCACAUCAGGUAAACUAUUACCUCCUAAAAACAAACUCUUAUCAUUAUCGCCUUUUCUUGACGAUAAUAAAAUUAUUCGAGUAGGGGGCAGGCUUCAUAGUUCCUUUUAUGACUACAAUGUUAAACAUCCUGUUCUUCUUUGUAGCUCGAAUCGAAUCUGUAAUUUAAUAUUUCAAAUGUUUCAUCAUAAAUUAUUUCAUGCAGGGCCUCAACUGUUACUUGCCUCCAUUCGUCAUCACUACUGGCCCAUCGGUGGUAGAAAUCUAGCCAGGAAGACAACACAUCAAUGUGUAAAAUGCUCUAGAAUCAAGGCUAACACAAUCCAACCUAUCAUGGGCAACCUUCCAGUGCAGCGUUUACAUCUAGAAUUUCCCUUUUUAGAUACAGGUGUCGAUUACGCCGGUCCUAUCAUGAUAGCUGACCGCAAGGGCAGAGGUUGCAGGCUCGUCAAGAGCUUUAUAUGUGUAUUUGUGUGUUUGGCCACAAGAGCAGUUCACCUUGAGCUUGUUUCAGACAUGACAAAAGAAGCUUUUUUAGCAGCUCUCAACCGAUUUAUUGCUCGGAGGGGGAAACCACGCCACAUCUUCUCGGACAAUGGUAGUACUUUCGUCGGGGCCUUCAAUGAGCUAGCGCAGCUUCUAGCACAGGAUCUCGACCUAAAUAGAAUCGAUCCAGGUCACCAGAGCCAGUGUGUCCUCACUUCAGCGAUUCCAGAGAAUCGAAUAUCUGAAGCAACAUUUUUGGAAUCGCUUCUCAAACGAAUAUGUUCUCUGGCUUCAGGAAAAAUCCAAAUGGCAUCGCUCUACCAGAGGAGAACUAAAGGAAGGGGCUCUCGUUGUAAUCAAGGACAAGACCUCUCCGCCUCUUAUGUGGCUGAUGGGACGAGUCAUCCGUGUGCUACCAGGGAGUGACGGCGUCGCAAGAGUUGCAGACAUACGCACACGCAAGGGUGUGCUCAGACGGGCAUUCAACACUAUUUGCCCCCUGCCUCUACAGUGACUCUACCUUGAAGACCACGGCUCUUCAACAGGGGGAGCAUGUUGGAGCCGCCUUAACUGCGGCUGAUGAACCGGUUGUGUAGCCGGACGCCAGAGGGGAGCCGCCGGAGAGGGGAGGCAACGGUCGUCGACCCACUCGGCAGUGCCACGUCCCGCAGUCGCGUCAAACCCUAUCAGCACGACACCCGCGCACGCGCAUCUACCUAUUUACAAUAUUUCCGCAUACGAUAACCAGUUACUUUGUGCUGUCAAUAAACAUUUAACUACA